Molecule: messenger RNA, 714 nt
Organism: Malurus melanocephalus (red-backed fairy wren)
Lineage: Eukaryota; Metazoa; Chordata; Aves; Passeriformes; Maluridae
Product: dihydropyrimidinase-related protein 5
Exons: 5
Cellular component (GO): cytosol
Molecular function (GO): hydrolase activity, acting on carbon-nitrogen (but not peptide) bonds, in cyclic amides
Source: RefSeq, a predicted model, not a curated record
AUGAUGGCCAACACGGCCACCAUGCGGAUCCUCAUCAAGGGCGGCAAGGUGGUGAACGAUGACUGCACCCUCGAGGCCGACGUCUACAUCGAGAACGGCAUCAUCCAGCAAGUGGGCAGGGAGCUGAUGAUCCCCGGCGGGGCCAAGGUCAUCGAUGCCACCGGCAAGCUCGUCAUCCCGGGCGGCAUCGACACCAGCACCCACUUCCACCAGACCUUUAUGAACGCCACSUGUGUCGAUGACUUCUACCACGGCACCAAGGCAGCGCUGGUGGGGGGCACCACCAUGAUCAUCGGCCACGUCCUGCCCGACAAGGAGACAUCGCUGCUGGACGCCUACGAGAAAUGCCGCAGCCUGGCAGACCCCAAAGUGUGCUGCGACUACGCCCUGCACAUGGGCAUCACCUGGUGGGCACCCAAGGUGAAGGCGGAGAUGGAGACGCUGGUGCGGGAGAAGGGGGUGAACUCCUUCCAGAUGUUCAUGACCUACAAGGACCUGUACAUGCUGCGGGACAGCGAGCUCUACCAGGUCCUGCGCGCCUGCCGCGACAUCGGCGCCAUCGCCCGCGUCCACGCCGAGAACGGCGAGCUGGUGGCCGAGGGAGCCAAGGAAGCUCUGGAUUUGGGCAUCACGGGGCCAGAGGGCAUCGAGAUCAGCCGGCCUGAGGAGCUGGAAGCCGAGGCCACGCACCGCGUCAUCACCAUCGCCAACCGG